Anisakis simplex (herring worm) is the source of this 1386-nucleotide messenger RNA. The record is from the annotation of a GenBank genome assembly. Lineage: Eukaryota; Metazoa; Nematoda; Chromadorea; Rhabditida; Anisakidae.
CUUAAUGCAGAUCGACAUUUCGUAUAUUUGGGAUCAUCAAAUUCGCAGAUGCGCGAUCAUGGAUGUUACUUUUUUGAUGCUGGUGAAAAUGGAGGACAAGUGGACACGAUUCGUGCUCAACUAGGUGUUUUUGAUCGUUCGAAUAUACCGAAACUGAUGGCACGAAUAGGACAAUGCUUCACUCAAGCAAAGGAAUCUCAAGUGAAAUUGCUCGAUAAACAUCACAAUCAAACGUUCGAUGUAAUCGGUGGUCGAAAUACGAGCGGUGAGCCGUAUACAUUUUCCGACGGUUGUGGACGGAUAUCGAAGGAGUAUGCAAAAGACAUUGCGAAAGAUUUGGGCCUUGAGAAGUGUGUACCGAGUUGUUUGCAGAUUCGGUUCCGCGGCAUCAAGGGUGUUGUAUCAGUGGAUCCUUGGCUAUCCGAUCGAUUGAAAUGGUCACACAAGUAUCUGAAUCCGGAUAGUGAGGCGGAAAUUAACGGGAAGAAUGAAUUGCGUAUUCAGUUCAGACCAUCACAGGUUGUGUUUUGUGCUCGGUUUUCUUCUUUCAGUUCGUUUGAGCUGUAUCUUUUUUCGAUCGAAUUUUUGAUUUACUCUUCAAUAAUUUAUUCAUUCACUCAGCACAUUACUGUUUAUUUUGCGUAUAAACGAUGNUUGUUGGACAAGGAAUUAAUGGAAAUGGCUAAGGCACUUAUGUGUGAGGAUAGUUGUCGAGAUAGAUUAGGUGAACUUCCGCGGCGUAUGAACAUUGAAGAGUUAUCACUAGCUGAUGGAUUCGCUCUCACUCAAGAACCAUUCUUUAGAAAGAAGCAACUAUCAAAAGCGCAAAUUAAAAUCCCACAAUAUUUGGGUCGAACGAUGUUCGGCGUUAUCGAUGAGACAGGCAUAUUGCAAUACGGACAGGUCUUUGUGCAAUAUUCCAAAACGAUCACUAAUAAGAAACCAAGUCCAAAUGCAUCCAAAGCGAUUCUCAAAGGACCGAUUUUGUUGACAAAAAAUCCACAAAUAGUGGCCGGUGACGCGCGAGUAUUCGAUGCCGUGGAUGUACCCGAAUUAAGACAUUUAGUUGACGUUGUUGUUUUUCCGCAGUACGGACCAAGAACACACCCUGACGAAAUGGCUGGCUCCGAUUUGGACGGCGAUGAAUAUUGCGUAAUAUGGGAUCGGGAACUGUUGUUGGAAAAUAAUGAAGAGCCAAUUGACUACACCAGAUCAGCGCGUGUGCCUGACAACGUUGCCGAGUCGGAAUUGGUACCGGAGAUGAUAAAAUUCUUCGUGAAUUACAUCAAACAUGAUUCAAUUGGUACGAUCGCAAAUGCGUUUAUGGUGAACGCAGACCUUUACGGUAUUGACAGUCAGGUUCUCACCUUCUCUCUGUUCUUUUAG